This is a messenger RNA of Acanthosepion pharaonis, 2787 nucleotides long. NCBI's taxonomy places the organism in Eukaryota, Metazoa, Mollusca, Cephalopoda, Sepiida, Sepiidae. The record is from the annotation of a GenBank genome assembly.
AUGUUUGACACCCGUCUUUUUUUAGCGACAAUUUUUCUUGUCCACUGCAUUGUCGUAAUCCAUUUUCGUCGACAUUCCAGAUCUUAUCUGGAGAGAACCCAUAGCUCUCAAGAAGAUUGUCAUAGUGAGUUAAAAAAUAAAAAAAAGGAAGAGGGCCACGUUUUGUCGACUAAAGUUGGUUGCACAACCCAGAGAGGAAGCCUCAGUUAUGCCUCUCUCUCUCUCUCUCUCUCUCUCUCUCUCUCUCUCUCUCUCUCUCUCUAUUUAAAAAGCAUUUUAGUGUUUUUUUCUACUCUUGGAGACAUUGCUACUGACACGAACAUGAUGAACAAAGUUGAUGUUCAAGAUCAGAACGGGAUUCUUUUCACUUUGCUGCAGCAGCAAAACGUAACCGGAAAUUCGCCACUGUUCCGAGUCUCCAACACAGGCAAACUCUACACGGCGCAGACGCUGGAUGCUGAAUAUUUGUGUCGGCGAAAGAUAGAAUGUUUUAAAAUGGUGGACAUUGCCGUGCGACGCACAGAAACAUUUCUCUCUAUAUACGAAAUCAAAGUCAUCAUAGAAGAUGUCAAUGACCAUCAACCCGAAUUUCCUGUCGAACGGGUUAACAUAGAAUUUUCUGAAAAUGAUGCCAUAGGGACAAAACUAGCCAUUCCCAAUGCAGUGGAUAGAGACGUGGGGGUUCUCAAUUCCAAAAUAACUUAUCUGUUAAAAAACAACGAAAACGAACCUUUUACGUUAUUCGUUUCUAAAAGCGUAGUAGGGACGUCUCAGCUAGCAAUAAACUUGGACGAAAGACUUGACCGUGAGAUUCAAGAUGUGUACAUGAUCCAGGUGAUAGCUAAGGAUGGAGGAUCGCCUCCAAGACAGAGUGUUCUUGACGUUCGUAUAUCUGUUUCAGAUGUCAACGACAAAGUCCCAAUAUUCUCGCAAAACAUCUAUAACGUCUCAAUCGAGAACAACCACGAUAGAGCCAUACCUGUCGCCAUCGUGUUUGCUACCGAUAUGGAUUCGGGAAAAAACGGGGGUAUUAGUUAUCACUUCAGUUCUGAGACGUCAGACCUUGCCAAAAUGCUUUUUAAGCUGAACGAGGAAACCGGCGAAAUAUUUCUUCAUAAAAAGUUUGAAUUAGGACGAGAGCUGACCUACAAGCUGUAUAUCAAGGCCAUUGAUGGAGGCAGCCCGCCUCUGAGCUCCCUAGCGAUGGUUCAGGUCAAUGUGAUCAACCAGCAGAACAACGCCCCAACCAUCGACGUAAAUUUCGUGUCGGCGUCUAGAGAUAACACGGCCACCAUUUCCGAAGACAUUAAGGUGGGUAGCUUUAUUGCUUUCGUGAAGGUCACUGACCACGAUGCCGGGCAGAAUGGUGAAAUCAGUUGCAUCCUGCACCAUGACAAAUUCCAGUUGCAAAAUUUUGGUAACAAAAAGUACAAAGUUACCGUGAAAAACCCAGUAGACAGGGAAACGGAGGAUCAUCAUGACAUCACCAUCAGCUGCCAGGACAAGGGGACGCCGCCUUUGUAUUGUGAAAGUACAUUCUCGAUCCAAGUCAUGGAUGUUAACGACGAGAAGCCGCAAAUCUCGAAAGAAACGUUCAAAUUCUCGAUCUUCGAAAAUCAAAAGUCGAAGAUCCCUGUAGGGAUUAUAAAUGCUACUGAUCCAGACCAGGGAUCGGGAGGCAAGUUUACCUAUUCGCUGAUGACCAACAGCAAACAAUUCCUGCCAUUUCAGAUCAACGAUGUCGGGCUGAUCUCUACAAUCAUGUCUUUGGAUCAUGAGUUCCAGGACAUUUACCGAUUCCAAGUGAUAGUCAAAGACAACGGUAUACCGUCAUUGAACAACACAGUGAACGUGAUCGUUGAAGUGAGAGACGAGAAUGACAACGCCCCCUAUUUUACCUUCCCCAGUAUUAACCCUUUUACCAUAGACGUCCUUUACUAUCCGCACCACACCAAAAACAUUACAGUUUUGAAAGCAUCCGACAGCGAUAGCCGAGAAAACGCUUUCUUAAAAUAUGAAAUAAUCAGUGGUAACGACAAACAACUCUUCACUAUCAACCAUUACACCGGUCUGCUGUCAUUCACACACGUAGUCACACCGCAAGACGCCGGUUCCUAUGAACUAGAGUUCGUGGUCAAAGAUAGCGGUAACCCGAUCCUCUCUGCCACGACAACCAUGUUCGUGGCGCUGACCGUCAGCAACAAGACUUCGGACAUGUUGAAUACUGUCCACGUACAAACGGAGGAUACGAUCGAUCUCAACCUGGCGAUCGUUAUCGUUCUGGUGGCCGUGACUCUAUCUGUGAUCAUUACAGCCGCCCUGUCGAUAUGUAUACUUCGAUGCAAUAAUCACAGAAACGUUCCAUCGUGUGAAGACGGUAUGAACACAUCUCAGCGGUGCGUCAGCGAGCAGAGGCACCUCAUGUGUCCCUCCUAUCAAGGGACUUACUGGUCUGAUGCUCCCGUUGCUAUAACAACGGACUCAUUCAAAACCAGUAACACCCAAGCCAAGGGGACGAGAAGGGAAUCUCACCCCGGGUGUGACUUGAGUAACAAACUUAAAGAUUCGCCACCUGCCCUCAAGCCACGGUCAUCUGCAGAAAGCAGCCGUCAGAUGUGUAUUGAGGAGGUAGCAGUGCCACCUAGUGGUGAAAAACUUGAAAGUUGUAGAGUUAUGGUCCCUGAUUAUAAUCCAACUCGAAGAUCUACACAGUCCUCUCACACUGACAGUGGACGUGGUUGGAGUGAGGGGGACACAGGACAUAGUGAAGAGGUGCCAGGUAUGUAG